GACCCGCAGGGGUGACGGCUGGAGACGGACAGGGGACGCGGCCAAGCCGCGGCGGCAGCAGGAGAGCAGCUGCACAAGAAGCAGGAGAGCGGCCAUCGCGGCCAGAGGGGACGGGGCGGAGGACCCGCGGCCUGCUGGGCGCUGCUCGUUGGGAUGGCCCAACGGCUGGGACGGCAGCCCGAGGGCACCGGAGCCUCCUCCGGAGGGCUGCUGGUGAGAACACUAUUUAACCUGGAGACACCGCGGGCCGGAGGUGGGUCCGGAAGAAGGAACAAAGAUUUGGGGGCAAAUAAUGGCCACCGAACUCCCGCGGGCGUCCCUGCGAGGCGGCGCGGAAGCUCCGCGCAUACCCACCGCCCGCCGCUCGCGCCCGUGGCGGCCCCGCCCCCGCUCUCCUUGGAGCUGCGGAGCGGCGGGAUUGCAGUGGGACCAUGGCUGCGCUGAGGGACUGCAAGGCCUGGCAGGAUGCUGGACUUGUCCUGUCCACGACCAGCAAUGAAGCCUGUAAGCUCUUCGAUGCUGUGCUGACACAGUAUGCAACUUGGACCAAUAAUGAGAGCCUUGGAGGUAUUGACGGAUGUCUCUCCAAGCUAAAGGCAGCAGAUCCAAACUUUACAAUGGGACAUGUCAUUGCCAAUGGCUUGGAGCUGAUUGGCACUGGAAGGACUGUGAGACUUGACAAGGAGCUGGACAGUGCCGUGAGAGCCAUGGUGGCACUUUCCAAGUCACAGCCACUGACAGAGCGGGAGAGGCUUCAUGUGUCAGCAUUGGAUGUGUUUGCCAGGGGCCAACUUCCAAAAGCUUGUGAUCUAUGGGAGCAGAUUUUGCAGAACCACCCAACUGACCUGCUAGCCCUCAAAUUUUCCCAUGACACUUAUUUCUACCUGGGAUAUCAACGUCAGAUGCGAGAUUCUGUUGCCCGUGUUUAUCCUUUCUGGACACGCGAUGUUCCACUGAGCAGCUAUGUGAAGGGCUACUACUCUUUUGGACUCGUGGAAACAAAUCUUUUUGACCGUGCUGAGAAAGUUGCCCAUGAGGCUUUGGCCAUAAAUCAGACAGAUGCAUGGUCUGUCCAUACUAUAGCUCAUGUAAAUGAAAUGAAAGCAGAGGUGGAGAAAGGAUUAAAAUUCAUGAAGGAAACGGAAAAGAACUGGAAGAGCAGUGAUAUGCUUGCUUGCCAUAAUUACUGGCACUGGGCUUUAUACUACAUUGAAAAGGGUGAAUAUGAAGCUGCUUUGACAAUUUAUGACAAGCAUAUUGCUCCUCAGACCCUAACAAGUGGAAGCAUCCUGGAUAUUGUUGAUAACAGUUCAAUUCUCUACAGACUUCAUCUGGAAGGCGUAAAGCUUGGGGACAGGUGGAAUGAUCUGCUUGGGGUUACGAAGAAGCACACCAAGGAUCACAUUCUUCUGUUCAAUGAUGUGCACUUCUUGAUGUCUUUUCUUGGAGCCAAAGACCACAAAACUACUGAGGAGCUUUUAACAACUCUGCAGGAACUUGCCAGAGCACCUCAUGAAGACCACCAGCUUUCCCUGGCUCCUAGUUUGGGGCUGCCACUGUGCCAGGCCUUUGUAGAGUUUGAAAAUGGGAAUUGUGACAAAGCUGUAGACCUGCUGUACCCAAUCCGUUAUGAACUCGUCCAAGUGGGAGGCAGUGAUGCUCAGAGAGAUGUUUUCAGCCUGUUAUUGAUUCAUGCUGCUUUAAAUUCUAAAUCAAAGGCCAAACGAAACCUUGCAAAGUGUCUCCUGCAUGAACGUGAUGUGAUGAGACCAAAGUCACCAAUGACUGAGCGGCUGAUCAGGAAGGCAGCAGCCGUGCAUUCCAUGGCAUAGGGCUUUCCUCCAGCUUCAGCUGGAAGAGCCAGGAGCUUUCCACAAAGUCUGGGUGCAGGGAGUACAGGGGCACUGUGAAGGAAUUUGGGGAGGUACUCAAGGUAAAAAGAUCUGAGAAUAAUUUCCUUAAAAAAAAAGACAGAACUGUUGCAUUUUUGGGGGUUGUGUCUUAGAUGAUUCCACAAGAAGAAAACUUACUGAUAAUGCACAGCUUUCUGGAGCAUCCCAAAGGCACUACUGCUCUACUAUGUUUUCCUGAACGUUCCCUUUGACCCUGAUUAUACACAGUGCAGUAACAGUGCCUGGAUUUCAGUCUUUCUUUGGCUCAGUUUGUUACUUGGCCUACAUGUAAAGUAAAUUGCACAGGAGCUUUUAAAUAAAGCUAAUAGGAAGGUUUGGGGCCAGAGCCAAUACAGGCAUGAACUGAAUUCCAUGUCGAGGUUCCAGCCUGUUCAGGCAGGAGUCACAGAUCUGUCUGUAUUCUUUACAGGAUCUCUUUACAGGUAUACAUUUUUAAACUCCAUCUCAUAAAAUUUUUCCUUUUAAUUUAGCACAGCAGAGCUUUCUGGCAUUAUUGGGUGAAUGAAACCAGACAAGAAUAAUGUCUAUUUUGACAUGAGUGCUCCCUCAGCACUUUUAAAUCUUUCAGAAAAUCUGGAUUUCAGCUGAACAGUACCAUCUCUGAAGGGCAUGCUGGACUGGGUCUUUGUGCUUCCCUGAGCUUUUGGAUAGUAAGGCCUUACUACCAUCUCACUCCAGAGAGUCCUUGCAAGUUGGGGUUUAAACCAGGGUUAAAGCACAUACUUCAGAGAGGUGAAGACCAGGAAGGAGUUCCAUGGAAAGAGGGCUCAGGGGGACAGACACAGUUCUGUCCCAGUGCAUGUGAUGGGACAAACUUCGGUUCUGCAAGUCAGGCACAACGUGAGCCACGGACCUCGAGGGAGCUCUGGUGCCUCUGGAUUCCUGCAGCAUCCCAGAGCUAAUACAUUGUCUUGCAAUAGCAUUCCAGAAAUCACUAAUGAAGGAGAAUAUUUCACACUGAAACUGAACUCAUGCCUCCUCUUCUGGAAUAGAAAUACCAAAUUCUACAACUGCCAAAGCUCUGGCAUUGCUUCCACAUCUGUAAGCUCUCCUGGCCUCACAGGCCUGCCCCUCCUUCCUGUCCAGCUCAAGCUCUUCCCCAUGUCUCACAGCAGCCUUGUCCUACAGUUUCCUUUUGACCUAAGAAAGCACUUCUAAGCUGGCCCUGCACUGCCCCAGAGUUCCUGCAUUGUGGAACAAGAGGUAGAAGUGUUUUGCUGACAUCUUUCUUUACCCCUGAGGUAGAAACAGCUUAUUUUUAAAACAAUAAUAAUGAAACCACAAAAGGGAUGGUGUUCCUUGCCUUCAGGUCUUCUGAUUUAUAAGCGUGCUGCUCUUCAGCUUCAUCACUGCUUGUCUGUUCAGCCAUGGUGGGGAUGACUCACUUGGGACAGGUUACACUGGAUUUUUACUAUUAUUUUUAGUAAGUGCACUUCAAGCAAUGACUUCGGACAGGUAAUUUUUUACUCGAGGAAUGUAACACCUUGUAUAAGGGAACAAAAGCUUGAGAAAGCUCUGGCUAGCUAUGCAGGGUGUAAUCAAUGUAAUCAAUGACAGCUCUACUUUCAAUAGAACAUGAUUGAUUAUUUUGUCUGCAUUGCCUUAAUAAAUUCAAAGAUGAUCUUUGUUGAGCAAACAAG
Oenanthe melanoleuca is the source of this 3553-nucleotide messenger RNA. RefSeq names its product tetratricopeptide repeat domain 38 (gene TTC38). The record is from RefSeq and is a predicted model, not a curated record. Gene Ontology annotation, molecular function: protein binding. NCBI's taxonomy places the organism in Eukaryota, Metazoa, Chordata, Aves, Passeriformes, Muscicapidae. Bases 432 to 1832 code for a protein of 466 amino acids. The transcript is spliced from 14 exons.